CGUUAGUGGUUAAGAAGAUAAUUGUGAGGUUGUGACAAGCGAGGCAUGGAAAGGAAAGCCGGUGGAUUCAGUGAAGAGGAUAAAAAGAUUUCUUGCAAAGCGGUCAGCCAGAACUUGUUUUUAAAAAAGCUGCUCUGGAACAGAGCAAGAAGGAUAUUAUUUUUUUUCCCCAAAAAAAUUUGGGCCGAAGGAAGACUGCGACGAAAGCCGGCGGUUCCAUCGUCAGCAAGAAUUUGCCAGGAAUUUUGCAGCCACGAAGAACCAUCUUGGGUGUGAGGGGAAUCUCUGAUCUCCGAAUUUCCUGAUUUUGGCAUUUUUGCGGGGUGGUGGUGGUGGAAAUUAUGGCGUCGGUGACAAUCCAGCUUGUUGCUUUGGUCUGUUUGCUGGCCGUGGCCAAGACAGCAACGGGAAGCCGGGACUGCCAUCGGAAGUAUUUCGACGACGACAGAAUGGUCUGUGUGUGCAACAGUACGUAUUGCGACACCCAAGAUCCCGUCCUUCUCCCUCCUUUGGGUCAGUUUGUCGUGUACGAAAGCAGCAAAUCUGGGAAGCGGCUGGAGCGCAGAGAAGGUCGUUUCCAGAACAAAACAACCAAUCCAGAUAUUCUUCUGAUUUUGGAGACGGAUCAGCGGUAUCAAAGAAUAAAAGGAUUUGGGGGCUCCGUCACCGAUGCAGCCUCCAUCAACAUCCUGGCUCUCUCGCCGAACGCCCAGAAAAAUUUACUCCGUUCUUACUUCUCGGACGAAGGGAUUGAAUACAAUAUUGUGCGUAUGCCCAUGGCGAGUUGUGACUUCUCUGUCCGGCCAUACACCUACGAUGAUUUUCCGUAUGACUACGAGUUGAAGAAUUUCAGCCUGGUUGCAGAAGACUUACUAAUGAAAAUCCCCAUCAUCCAUCGGGCCAAGGCUAUGUCAAAGAGGCCCAUCUCCCUUAUGGCCAGUCCGUGGACGGCUCCGAUUUGGAUGAAGACCAACGAGGACUGGAAAGGAAAGGGUUGGCUGAAGGGGCAGGCAGGGGAUUCCAUCCACAAAACCUGGGCUUCCUAUUUUGUCAGGUUCCUCGAUGAAUAUGCCAAGCAGAAUUUAACCUUUUGGGCUAUCACCGCUCAGAACGAACCUUCCUCUGGAUUUGUGAAAAAUUAUCCUUUCCAGACAAUGGGAUUCACCGCGGAAUCACAACGUGAAUUCAUUGCCUUGGAUCUUGGCCCAGCCUUGGCCAAAAGUUCGCACAAGAACAUCCAGUUAAUCACCUUAGAUGACAACCGGUUUCAUCUCCCGAAAUGGGCCAAAGAGGUGUUGAGCAGUGAGAGCCAAGCCUAUCGCUACAUUCACGGCAUUGGCCUCCACUGGUACAUGGACUUCAUCAGCUCCAUCGAGGGGACAGUAGAAGCCACCCAGCAUCUCUUCCCUGACUAUUUUUUGAUUGCCACCGAAGCCUGCGCUGGAUCUUUCUUUUGGGAACAGGACGUUAUCCUGGGCUCCUGGGAUCGAGGCGAGGACUACAGCCAUAGCAUCUUGGAGAACUUGAAUCACCACGUCGUCGGUUGGAUCGAUUGGAACCUGGCCCUGGAUUUACAAGGGGGACCAAACUGGGUGAAGAACUAUGUGGAUAGUCCCAUCCUUGUGGACGCCAGCAGCGACAGCUUCUACAAGCAGCCCAUGUUCUAUCACCUGGGGCACUUCAGCAAGUUCAUUGUUGAAGGAUCUCAGUGCGUUGGGCUGACGGUGGUUAAAACUUACUUUAGUUGCAACCUGGAACACGUCGCGGUGCUUCGUCCCGAUGGAUCGGCAGUAGUGGUGGUCCUUAACCGGUCUUCGUUCAACCUCACCUUUGGAAUUUCCGACUCGGUUGGUUUUAUUUCCACCCAAAUUCCCGCCAACUCCAUCCAGACGUAUCUCUGGCGGCGCCAGUAAGAAGGGAGUUUUUUAUACGGAGUACCAGUAGCCAGAAUAGCUUACUAACCCUCUUGGGAGACGAGAUGGCGGCUCAGCCCAGUGCGUUGCGUUCUUCUAGGAGAUAAACCUUGACCAUGAUUGAAGAAGCAGACCUUUGAGGCUUGCCGGCAUGAACAAAACCACGAUUCCUGAAGUCUUUAUCGAUAGAUGGUUCAAAUGAACCAAAACCAAGAUGCUCCUUCAAAUUUUCUGCCUGGGAAUUUCUUGGCAAGACUGCUGACUUCAAUGCUGUGUGGAAGUGCACUUCAUUAAGCCUCUAAUCCUGGCUUACAAGCCACAGGAACAAUUAACCACCACCGGCUGCCUGCAAGCCAAGUGAUGACUUUCAUCUCAUGGAGUUCAACCUGGGUGAGGUGUGCUGAGUCCAUCUUGUUCCAGAUGCUUAGCUACUUCGUGGUCAGCAUUUCAAAUUAAGCAGUUGGGAUCAUUAUUAAUCUGGGUUGUUGUUGUUGUUGUUUUCAUUUUCCAUCUUCAAAUUAUUUCCGGUGUAACUGACAACGUGACACCGAAACUUAGCUGAUUAUAUUUGCUAAGAUCUGCCUUUCUUCAGCUUCAGAUUAACAUGUCCUGCACAAGGGAGGAUUAAAUGACCUUGUGGCUUAUUA
This is a messenger RNA of Notechis scutatus (mainland tiger snake), 2560 nucleotides long. Lineage: Eukaryota; Metazoa; Chordata; Lepidosauria; Squamata; Elapidae. The record is from RefSeq and is a predicted model, not a curated record.